This is a messenger RNA of Mugil cephalus (flathead mullet), 6881 nucleotides long. Its product is annotated as caskin-2-like. The coding region runs from base 601 to 5031 and encodes 1476 amino acids. Gene Ontology annotation, molecular function: protein binding. The record is from RefSeq and is a predicted model, not a curated record. Lineage: Eukaryota; Metazoa; Chordata; Actinopteri; Mugiliformes; Mugilidae. The transcript has 23 exons.
AAUGAAUGUAUUUAUUCGGAAUAAUUUGACUGAAAUGGCACCGAGCGUACAGAAAUACUUGUAAGUGUUAUAUUUGGAAAGUCGCGUGGGUUUGGACAGGGAGUUUGAACACCUUGACAGCAGUCCGACAACUUGACAAACAAGGAGAGGCUCAACCUACGGAGGAUUUAUCUGGAUCUUGCAAGAUUUGUUGUGCAAAACCAAUCUCGUGAGACCGCAGUCAAAUCUGAAGAAGAGGAUACAGGAAAUGGUUGGGCUGCUGCUACCUCCAGGCUGACAGAGAUGGACUAAACUUCUACUAUCCUCACUGUAGCUCCAGAUUCAACACCAUCGUCAAGCUGUCAGGCAGCCAUCAGAGAUAAUGUGUCUCUAUUCUAACAACAAGAGGAAGAAGACCUCCUGGACCACGCUACCUGACGUUCCUUCCAUUUAGAUGCUGCAGAGCCCUCUAUUCACCUGUCUCACCUCAUGGCUGGGAUUCAGCAAUGGCCUUUUAAUGUGCUGACAAAUCUUCGCUGAAACCGUCCACCUGACGGAGCAUUGAAGAGAUAAGAAAAAAGCGACCUGGGCUAACGAGCACUUUGAGCAUCUGUGGUUAUCAUGGGGAAAGAACAGGAUCUGCUGGUGGCAGUGAAGAGUGGAGAUCUUCUGUUGGCUCACAAACUCCUUUCCAAAGUCAAGUGCAACAAAACCAAGUUGCUAGGCUCCACCAAGAGACUCAACAUCAACUACCAAGACCCAGACGGCUUCUCAGCGCUGCACCACGCUGCACUGACGGGCACUACAGAGCUGCUGUCUCUUCUGCUGGAGGCCCAGGCUACAGUGGAUAUCAAGGACAUCAAUGGCAUGCGUCCCCUCCACUACGCAGCAUGGCAGGGUAAAGCUGACUCCGUCUUAUUGUUGCUCAGAGCCGGCGCUUCAGUCAACUCCCCGUCCCAUGAUGGACAGAUACCGUUACAUCUCUCAGCACAGUAUGGACACUAUGAAGUGUCUGAGAUGUUGCUGCAGCACCAGUCUAAUCCCUGCCUCAUGAAUAAAGCUAAGAAGACUCCACUAGAUUUGGCCUGUGAGUUUGGCAGACUGAAGGUGGCCCAGUUGUUGCUCAGCAGUAACAUGGUGGUAUCGCUGCUGGAAGGGGAGGGGAAGAACGACAGCCUGGACUCUCCUUCCACCACCCCCCUUCACCUGGCAGCAAGGAAUGGACACAAAGACAUCAUCAGGUUGCUGCUCAAAGCUGGCAUUGACAUCAACAGAGCCACCAAAGCAGGGACCUCUCUGCAUGAGGCUGCCCUCUAUGGCAAAACAGAAGUAGUGCGGCUGCUGCUUGAUGCGGGCAUCAACGUGAACAUGCGCAACACGUACAACCAGACAGCUCUGGACAUUGUCAACCAGUUCACCACCUCCACUGCCAGCAGAGAAAUCAAACAGCUCUUGAGAGAGGCAUCAAGUUCUCUCCAAGUCAGAGCAGUGAAGGACUACUGGAAUCUCCACGACCCUACUGCCCUUAACCUCCGUGCUGGAGAUCUUGUUAUGGUCCUGGAGCAGCACUCAGACGGCCGGUGGAAAGGUCACAUCCAUGACUCCCAGCGGGGGACGGACCGAGUCGGCUUCUUCCCCCCUUCCGUGGUGGAGGUCCUCAGCAGAAGAGCAGGGGGCACUCUCUCCCGCCAAGCCUCAGUGCCUUGUCAGCGCCAACACUUUGCAUCCAGAGCUCCCCCCUCGAGCCGUGGCAUCGCUCCUCAGACUGACGACUCAUACAUCCUUGGUUAUGAUCCUGCAGGUCCUCCACCGGGCAGUCAGCUCUCAGCCCCAGCUAGUCCUGCUAGCCCCACUCAGGACAUUUGGGUCCUCAGGAACUCCCCCACUGGUGACAGAAACAGUGUUGGCAGCGCUGGCAGUGUGGGCAGCAGCCGCAGUGCUGGUAGUGGCCAGAGCUCAGAGAGCAGCCACAAACCGAAUGGGACUCGACACAACACCGACAGCAGCAAGCUGGCUCCCUCUGCUGGUGAACCAGGAGACCAGGGCCACGUUACAGGAGCAGACCAGAGCAAACAGGUUGAUGGAUCAACAGGUGGUUCCCGUCGGCAGGUCAACGGCACUCCUCAGAAAGGCUUUGUGAGGCCAGAGCAGCUUCUGGAGGGCAAGGACUCUGAAGCCAUCUACCAGUGGUUAUGUGACUUCCAGUUGGAGCAGUACACGUCCAACUUCAUCAACGCUGGAUAUGAUGUGCCCACCAUCAGCAGAAUGACCCCUGAGGAUCUUACAGCAAUUGGAGUGACAAAACCAGGCCACAGAAAGAAGAUUUCAAUGGAGAUUGGCAAACUCAGCAUCCCUGAAUGGCUGCCUGAUUAUAUUCCUUCGGACCUGGGGGAGUGGCUGAGCGUGAUUGGUUUGCCUCAGUACCAGAAGAGAUUGUGUGACAAUGGCUACGACUCCAUCACUAUUGUUAAGGACAUCACCUGGGAGGACCUGCAGGAAAUAGGCAUCACCAAACUGGGCCAUCAGAAGAAGCUCAUGUUAGCCGUGAAGCGGCUGUGUGACUUACAGCGUUCUCGUAUCCACGGCGACAGCACCAGAGGUGGGACUCUCAGGCGAAAGCCCCCGGCUGCUCUGGAGCUCGUGGCCAUCGAACACACGCCGCAACAGAACGUGCACACUUACGCGCGUUCGGACACUCCCUCCGAUGACUGCUGCCCCUCCCCUCGCACCCCCAGGACCCUCCUCUCCUUCCAGGACAGCGAGCUGAGCGCUGAGCUGCAGAGCGCUAUGAUGGGCAAGGUGGGAGGUGGAGCUGCUGAGGCCUUUGGCAUCAGGGGCGUAUCCUCCUCUGCAGUGAUAACCGCCAUGUCAGUGAGUCAGGAGAGCAUUGGCAUGCGUUCGCGGGGCUCAGGGAAUUCUGGGAAUUCUGGAAAUUCAAAAUCAGGAUACUCUCAGGAUCACCCAGCCACGCAGGCUUCAGCCAGGACGCCCAGUCGGUCUGAGGAGAGUCUGGGGAGCGAUGGAAGAAGCAGUCCUGGAGGAAGAGGACUGAGUUGGUCUACUGCACCUAACAAACUCCCUUUCUCCCCCCUUACGCCUCCACUAACACCCAGCAAGAUGCCCCGCUUUGCCUACCCUGCAGUCCCACCCAAGGCCAAACACCAGCCCCCUAACCGCCUUUAUCAGCCUCAGCACCUCCCCCAGUACCACCCUCAGCACCACCCUCCGUCAUCCCCAUCCUCUCCAUCCCAGCAGCCUUCACCCACACAGAAGUCCUUCAGUUACCUCCAAGCCCAGGCAGCAGGUGUUAACGGGGCUCCACGAGUGCUCAGCAAGCCCUUGCCAGGAGCUGUCCCACUCCUGGCACCUCAACCUACACAGGCGUCAGUUAAGGACGCCCAGAGGGGCCCACAAAAGAAGCGCGCCCAAAGCCUGACUCGCUACGCUUUGUCUGAUGGGGAGCCGGAUGAUGAAGACGACCUCGCUCUCCCCUGUACCUCUGCUUCCUCUGCAGCGAUGCCAUCCUACGCCACCUUGUCGCGCAGGCCUGGACGUGGGCACACAAGUGCCACGGGUGCGCAGCGUCACAUCAGCCGCAGCCAGUCGUUCGCCGUGCGCUCCCGACGCAAAGGUCCCCCACCCCCACCGCCGAAGAGGAUGAGCUCGGUGAGCGGCAGCCCUGCGCGCGAACCAGGAAACGGAAAAGUGGUGGAGGCAGAGGUGAAGGGAGGGGUGGAGACAGAGAGCGUGGGCAGCGUGAGGAGCAUCACAGCCAAGCUAGAGGGCAGCAGCCCGUCCAGGAGGAUAGACAUGCCGCCAAACUUUGUCCCUGCUUCACCUGUUUUCAGCCCUGUCUCCUCUCCGAUCAUUCUCCAGCAGUCCAAACCUGUCCCUGCCUUGGGUGUGGGGGGCCUAAGGAGGGUAGCGAGUGAGAGGCCAGAAGGAGACACUGACAGGCAAAGAGUUGGAAAUACAGAGGGAGCAUCUGAAGACAAAGAGAAGGCAAGGAAAUAUGAAAGAAUACCUAAGAGUGCGUCACCAAAGCACAAUUCUGUGGUCCACCUAGCUUUCGCCGAAGAGGGCAACCUCACUAUCAAACAACGGCCCAGGUUUGCAGUAGUUGGUCGGGCAGACACUGAAGCCAAGUCUCCUUCAGAUGGUCCGGUCCAGACCCCAAACAGCCUGGAGCUCCCAGAGUUCAAUCUGAAAGAGUCUGACACGGUAAAGAGACGUCACAAACCCAAGGACAAAGACGUGUCCACACCUGAGGAGGCUACCACCCCCAACAGAGAUGACAGCUACCUGCCGACCAGCAGCCUCCACAUGCAAAACGAUGUCCGCACUCUGAGUAACAACGGAGCGCAGAGGCCAGACUAUGUCUUUCAAAGAAUAGGUUCCAUGGGAAAAGGCACGAAGCCUCCAGUGUUGUCAAAACCUUCCAACCCUUUAAAACAACCCCCCAACAGCAGACCAACCACUCCUCAAAAGACUCUUUCUCCAGCACAAGGUAGUGCACAAACGGCCAUUCCUAAACUCACUAGUGUGCAGAUUCACACAGUCCCUCCAAAGCUAGGUGGCAGUAUACAGACAUGUAUACCCAGUCCUAAACCUGUGAAACACCCACAGACAGUCAUGCCCAAACCAGAGAGUCCACAGAAAGCUACUUUACCUCUGUCAAGACUCCCUCAUCCCAACGCUGCCUGUGUGUCGCCAGCAGGACCAAAUUUCAGCAUGGUGCAGAGUGUCGCCUUUGUUGCUCCUUCUUCUCCGGCACCAACCACUUGCUACCCGUCCUCUGCACAACCGAGUCAGGGAGGGAAACCAGAGGUAGUCCCAAAUAAUGUGGCUGGUCUGGAGGUGCUGGCUCAGAAGAGACUGGAGCAGACCAGCACGUCGCUGGAAGCUGCUCUCAAAGUGGUGGAGAACAAACUGGCGCAGGACAGCAGAGAGGAUAGUGGCAGCAGUACAGUGAAGGCAGCAGGAAACAUCCUGGACGACAUCGGCAACAUGUUCGACGACCUGGCUGACCAGCUGGACGCCAUGUUGGAGUGACCUCCCGUCCUCUCCAUCCACAGGCAGAGAUUGUUUCUCAAGGGAGCAAACAGAACGCAAACUGUCAGCUACUGAUGUAGGAAGGAGCAGAGGGCGCGGAGAUCAGCGCCUCCUCGGGAAUCUGGAUGAAACAGUGAGUUCACAUCUGAGGAUUUUCUGCCCAACUUCUCCUCAAUAUCGUCCAGACUUUCAACGCGAGCACUUGGCCUGAGGACACACACCUGGGAAUGUUAUUGGAGCAACAACAGACGGCAGUUGCAAGAUCAGCUUCCAGAUGUGUGUUGAGCUGUUACAGUAUCACUAAAGGGAAUGAGGGUCCAUUUUAUUCACAGUACCUGUAAAUGUAUAGAUGAGCUGGUGGUGGCUCUGUAUCUGUGUGUAGUCUGAUAUCUUUAUACUGAAUAUAUUGACUUAUGGAUAUAUUUAUACUUCUGUGUUUGUUUUUUAACAAAAUGGAGUUGACUGAUUCACUGUUAAACAUUUUACUGUAUAUUAGCAUUACUGUCUUUAUAUAUUGCUGCUUAUUGUCUGUAACAUGGGGAAAAUAUUGUUUCAUGUGUUAAGUGCAACAUAUUCCAUAUAUGUGCUACUCCAGUCAUUUCUACUAGAGUUGAUUUGACAGGUUUGAACCAAAGUCUUUUCUUCCUUCAUUUCUUUAAAGCACUUGUCAGAAAACACUCAUGACUGAAGUGGUUCUUUAGCUGCAGUCUGGUAGAUUUCUCAGUUCGCCUCAGGCCGUCAGCAAACUGUUUCCAGAGAACGGGAGAUGUCUUAAAACGUUCCAACAGAGGCCAGAGCGUCUCAAGUGAGGCCGACCUUCUGUGACUGAACUCACACUUUGUGUUUAUAUGGAGUUUGGAAGGUGCCAAAAACAAAUGUAACAAAUACAUUUUUAAACCAGCAUUGUAAAUCAGUUUAUUAUGUUUAUCUAUUUCCAAAAACAUAUUCAGUUGAUAUAUUAAUGUCGUUUUGUUCUUCAAAUUUAUGAUUUUUAAAUUGGAAUUCCAGCAUUAACUUUCAAAAUGCUUUGAAAUUCAACUUGUUUUAACAUUUAUGAAUGUUUCUAUCAUAUUUUCACAUGACAGAUUCCAAGAUUUACAUUUAAAUUUUAAGAUGUCUCUCUUUGUGAUUUUUGAUUUGAUUUUUUUUCUUUUAAGAACAAAUCUGAGCGUUCCAGUUCUGUCCUGUUACCUGGGCAUGCUCUCGUUCUGUUAACCCUUUGGUUUCCAUCUAAUGCCUCUUAGGGCUGACAUCCAGUAUUAUUGCCCCUCAUAUUUAUACUCAGUUAUAUGUUUAUUUACCCUAGCGUGCUCCAGACUCCAUAGAGCAACAGGGACAUCCAAAGUUGUUUUGAUAUUUUAAUUAGAUGAUUUACUAUUUACUGCUGCAGUGACUGAAUUUUCCAACAGUUUCAUCCGUCUCAUUAAAUAUGUGACUGAGGAGGAGUUAACCCAGAUCACCAGCGUUGGGUUUAUUGACACUGUAACUUGACUUUUUGUACCUGCCCAUGUCCUUUGUCCUUUCUAUGCACCUUAUAGAAACUCCAUGAGGACUCUCUGUCCUAACAUAUUGUUACUAGUCUCUGACUCAUUCUGUCCAUACUGUGAUCCAUCCUCCUUGAGUGAGGCCCAAAGCCAUUACCCACAGCCAUCUUUAUUCCUUUAACGUUUUGCACUCCAUGUUUUGUUUUUCUUUGUUAAACGGUGCUCAAGUUUCUCUCCCAAAUUUUUACUGAGGAGGUUGGCAUGUUUUUAAGAGCCGUUGCACUGUUGGUUCUGUUACUUUUAAUUGAUGUUUUCAGCUGAGUUCUGUAUCAUCCUGAAGAUCAUUAAAAGGAGAGUUUGGAUCAA